This is a messenger RNA of Aspergillus lentulus, 588 nucleotides long. RefSeq lists its product as uncharacterized. Lineage: Eukaryota; Fungi; Ascomycota; Eurotiomycetes; Eurotiales; Aspergillaceae. The record is from RefSeq and is a predicted model, not a curated record.
AUGGCCAAGGAAAGACCAUUGUCCUCAAAGAUGCGCCCCACUCGUACCAGCAAGGAAGAUAUACUUAUGAGCAUCAAGCCGGAGCAUAUGAGCAACAUCGCUGCAGGCAGGAAGAAUCACGAGUACCGCGGCUAUCUCCUCCCUUCUAGCGUCCGACGCCUUUGGCUCUACACAACAGCGCCCCUCUCGCGAAUUGAGUACGUUGCGCGCAUCUCGCGCGGCAAAACGCGCGGUGAAGUUGCCGAAGACGGUGGAAUCGGCAAUGCGGACUUUAAUGCUGGGAGAAAAGUCUCAAAAUACGCGUACGAGAUUCUAGAACUAUGGAAAUUACGCGAACCGAUCAGUCUCGCGUCGGCUAUAUCCAGCGGCUUCCUGAAGGGUCCUCCACAGAAGUACUGCUGGGCCCCUGUUGCGCUACUCGCGAAUUAUUCUCUUCCGAGACAGGAUCAUUUGUUUUGUAGAGAAGUACAAGAAAACCCUGUUGAAGGGAGAGAUAGAUCUGGACCGGAGAUGUCUGGGGAUACGCCGAGUGUAGUUGGGAGAAGUAAAAUAUCUGAUUUCUUCACGCCCUUGGGUUCGGAUAGUUAG